This is a messenger RNA of Exophiala dermatitidis NIH/UT8656, 1644 nucleotides long. Its product is annotated as allantoinase. The record is from RefSeq and is a predicted model, not a curated record. NCBI's taxonomy places the organism in Eukaryota, Fungi, Ascomycota, Eurotiomycetes, Chaetothyriales, Herpotrichiellaceae. Gene Ontology annotation, cellular component: cytoplasm. The transcript has a single exon. Gene Ontology annotation, molecular function: allantoinase activity. Gene Ontology annotation, biological process: purine nucleobase catabolic process. Bases 1 to 1644 code for a protein of 547 amino acids.
AUGGACACGGCCACAGAUACUUUCCAUUCUUAUCCGACACCUCCCCGGUCUCCUCCCAAUGGCUUAUCAGACGGGUUGUCGCCGAUUACCGUGAUCGCGUCCUCCAGGGCUAUCCGGUCAGGACAGCUGUCCGCGGCCACUAUCGUGAUAUCGAAUGCCACUGGCAAGAUAACGGCGGCCUUUGAUUCAAUCGUCCCCGCCUCCGACUUCCCUCCCGACACCCCAUAUACCGAUUAUUCUCCGCAUAUCCUGCUUCCUGGAUUGGUGGAUGCCCAUGUUCAUCUCAACGAGCCCGGUCGAACAGAAUGGGAAGGGUUCUAUACCGGCACGCAGGCUGCGGCUUUCGGAGGGGUGACGACCGUGGUGGAUAUGCCGCUCAAUGCUGUACCUCCCACCACAACGGUCGCAGGACUGCAAGAGAAGAUCAAGGCUGCUCAGGGUAAAUGCUGGGUGGAUGUCGGAUUUUAUGGCGGCAUAGUCCCUGGAAAUGAGGGAGAGCUUAAGGCGCUGGUAAGAGAGGGAGUCCGAGGGUUCAAAGGGUUUCUUAUCGACAGUGGUGUGGAAGAGUUUCCUGCAGUUUCCUCGAAGGAUAUCGAGAAAGUAUUUGCAGAGCUGGCAGACGAACCAACCACGGUCAUGUUCCACGCGGAGAUGAUUCCUCCUAUUGCCGAUUCGGUGGGCGACGAAGUCCAGAGCUCACUACCACCUUUGCAACCCCACGGACCCUUGAACGCGUACAGUACUUUCCUGGCAUCGAGACCGCCCUCAUUCGAGACAUAUGCCAUUGAAGAAAUUCUGUCCUUAGCACAUCUCGCACCAAACUUACCGUUGCAUAUUGUUCACCUGUCCGCGAUGGAAGCCAUUCCACUGUUGAGGAAAGCACGCGCUCAAGGCAUCAACAUUACCGCCGAGACCUGUCCACACUAUCUGUCUCUUGCAGCCGAGGAAGUCGCAUUGGGAGACACCCGUCACAAGUGUUGUCCUCCAAUUCGGAGCCAGUCAAACCAGGACAAGUUGUGGGACGAGCUGCGGCAAUAUGCAGAGGACGGGGUCAUUAAAACCGUGGUCUCCGACCAUUCGCCCUGCACACCAGACCUCAAGCUUCUCCCAUCCCAUGUGCCGGGCCACGUUUGUGCGCCCGCGGAUGUGGUGAAGGCUUUGCCAUUAGACACAGAAGCCGGCGAUUUCUUUACCGCCUGGGGCGGCAUCUCGUCUGUUGGACUGGGUUUACCGAUCUUGUGGACCGAGAUGACCCGGAGAGGCUUAACCGGUUCCGACCGCGCUAUCACUGAUGUUGUACAAUGGUGUUGUAUCAACACAGCCAUGCAGGUAGGUCUGGAGAAGCAGAAAGGUGACAUUGCUGUUGGCUUCGAUGCCGACAUUUGCGUCUUUGACGACACGGCCGAAUGGGUGGUCGAGCCAAGCACCAUGCUUUUCCGAAACAAAUGCAGCCCGUACCAGGGUAAAACGAUGACAGGUCAAGUCAAGGAGACUUUGCUGCGAGGCCAAAAGGUUUUUGUCCGAGAUGGGCCCAAUAAUGGCUUUGUCGGCAAGGAAUGCUCGGGGCAACUGUUGUUGGAGCCUCGACGAAAGGAAUUGAAGAGAGUCAAGAGUUGGUUCCGGAGGUGGAUCUACGAUUUUUGA